Phymastichus coffea is the source of this 5946-nucleotide messenger RNA. RefSeq names its product tyrosine-protein kinase transmembrane receptor Ror (gene Ror). Gene Ontology annotation, biological process: cell surface receptor protein tyrosine kinase signaling pathway; positive regulation of kinase activity; protein phosphorylation. Bases 542 to 3847 code for a protein of 1101 amino acids. Lineage: Eukaryota; Metazoa; Arthropoda; Insecta; Hymenoptera; Eulophidae. The record is from RefSeq and is a predicted model, not a curated record. Gene Ontology annotation, cellular component: signaling receptor complex; membrane. The transcript has 15 exons. Gene Ontology annotation, molecular function: transmembrane receptor protein tyrosine kinase activity; protein binding; ATP binding.
UCGGUUCCUCUCCUCUCCUUCGCUCUCGUGUGCGCGUGCCGCGCGAGUGUUGCGAGUGGUCCAACGCCAUUUUCUUUCGUUUCUUUUUUUCAUUACUUUCGACUUCUGAUUUGUCGAUCACGAGCGCUGAUCGAAGGACAUUUCAAUAACGCGCGAGUUGGUUACGACCGUCGACUGGUGAGAGAGCGCGUGGGUGAGCGCAAGCCGGUCUUUUGAUUUUUUCUUUUGUUUUUAGCACGAACAGGCCGGCAGGUCCCACGUGACUCACGACUGCUAAACAGGUGUUCGUAUACCGUCAUUGUUUUUUUCCCAACCCGUUCUUCCCUCCAGGAGAGAUCUCACCGUUAUACGAGCAAAAUGUCCCAGCGUAAUAACUGCAUUUGCACGUGACUCGAAGCCGAAUACAGUGUCUUGUGUCUCGCGCUCACUCGAUCGUUUUCGAUAUUUUACCCAAGUGCGCGUGUGACUGAAUGCAGCAGUAGAGACACAUCGGUUCUGCUUUUCUUCACCCCGCACGAGGUGUAAAAUCUCCGCGGCGAAGAUGAUUCCCAGAAAACAUCGUCCCUGCCUGCUUGCCGUCGUCGUCGUCGUCGCUCUACUUGCAGCCUCAACUUGCAAAGCUGCUGGUGUCGUCGACGAGGCUGAAGAUUUAGAUCCAAGCGUUCAAGAUUACACCGACGAAGAUUACAACGACGUCUUCGACGCCGCUUCGAACGACACGGACGAUGAGGCGCCGGCGGACAAGGCCGGCACGUUGAAGUUCACGCGAGCCCUAGCGAAUUUGACCAAAGACGCCGGAAGCGUGGUGCACAUGAGAUGCGAGAUAGUCGGCAACCCGCCACCAAACAAGAUUCGCUGGUUCAAGAACGAGGCGCUAAUCAAAGAGGAGUCCAACAGGAUUAUCAUCAAGAAAAUCAAUUAUCAGAAUCACAAGCACGCGGCGAAGAACAUAGCCGGCAGCCGCCUGAAGAUCGUGCGCUUGGACGCGAACGAUCGAGGAUUUUACGCGUGUCGAGCGAACAACGGCAAGGAGUUCAUUCAGAGCGAGGGUACGCUUCAAGUCAGAGCCUCGCGCCACGAUAAUCAUGGAGUGAAUCCUUUAGUUGACGUCGGUGGUUACGCAUCUACUUUGCCUCAUUUACCAGAUCUACUCGAUGACAACGAAGAUGAAGAUAAAUUUGAAAGUUCAAGGGGUGGAAUUUCGACUCCGUACCAGCAAGGGCCAACGAAUACUUAUGGAAAAUUACCUCCGAGUCCCCAGCCAACGGGCUUGCAACCCAGCACAAUAGAUCUCACUGAAAUCAGUGGCCUUAAAAAUGUCAAUAUGCAACUGCCAGUAGGUGUUAGUCUUGCCAGCCUACCUGGCGUAUCCACACUUUCUGGUCGAAAAGACAAUCACGGAGGAAUUUGCGAGAUUUAUGUCGGAAAAAUUUGCGAAAAAUUCGUUGGAAACCAACCUGUAUUUUUACCUUAUCCUCUCAAUCAAAGCAUACUCGAAGAAAAGCUCAUAAAGGCAUUUCAAGUUAUAAACAAAUCAAGCGAACUUUCCCAAAACUGUGGUCGUUAUGCUCAGCCAUCGCUAUGUUAUUCAACAUUUCCAAUUUGUAAAGAAUUCUCCAAAAAUCAAAAACUUAGCACUCAAUUAUUCAACCUUCUGAAUGCAAAUCAACGAGAUCCAUUUGAUGACGCAGACAUUGAUGAUAACUCAGACGAUCUUUCUAAUUUGCGUCAUGGCAUUCCACGUAAAAGAGGUGCUAAAUAUCGAUCAAUGGGUGACGCUAGUCCGGAACUGCAUAGAGAUCGAGGUUCACCAAACGGCAAAAUAAUCAGCACAUCGUACGGUGACACACGCUCAGCCAGAAAAGACAGCUUGAACAACAAAUUGAGAAGAAUCUGCCGGAAAGAAUGUGAAAUGUUGGAAAACGAUCUAUGUCGAAAAGAAUAUGCCAUUGCUAAAAGACAUCCAGAGAUUGGACGACAAGUACCUUUAGUUGAAUGCUCUGAGCUGCCCGAAACGGAUGAUUGCAUGAGCAUUGGAAUCACUAUGGAAAAUGUUCGAGAGAAUGAAUACUGUUACUGGGGAAAUGGAAAAUCAUACCGUGGAAUUCAUCAAACAAGCAUAUUGGGUCCUUGCACACCCUGGAUACAACAAUUCAAUCUACCAAUAUCUGAUUAUCCCGAGCUUGCAGGACAUCACUCAUAUUGUCGGAAUCCCGAUAAUACAGAAGCGCAACCGUGGUGUUACGUAGAAAAUCGUCAAAAAGCACUUUGUAAUAUACCUAAGUGUGGACUAUUGCAAACUGUUGAAAACUCGUGGGUUUACGGUGUUGUUGGUUUCGUACUCACUGGAGGAUUUAUAAUUAUAUUGAUUUGUUAUUGUUGUUGCUAUAAAAGUAGAAAGUCUAGGAGACAAACGAAUCAUUUACCUACAAAUAAAAUGUUAACUGGAUUACAAUGUGACAAGAAUAUAUAUGACGGAAGACGAAAUAUGACACAGCCCAUGGAGAUGAGUUCCCUGUUAGCUGCUCCUGGAAAUACAACUCCCGGAACCGGAACGUUAAGUAGUGGAAGUAGUAGAACUUCGAAUAAUCGUGUGCCACAGUUUACAAUAAAUAAUGUGACGUUGUUACAAGAAUUGGGAGAAGGAGCAUUUGGUAAAGUUUAUAAAGGAGAAUUGCAGACUGGUAAUAAGUCUGAUGAAGUAAUUUACGUUGCUGUUAAAACGUUGAAAGAGAACGCAAGUCCAAAGACUCAGAAUGACUUCAAGCGUGAAGUUGAUCUUAUGACUGAUCUCAGGCAUCCGAAUAUCAUUUGUUUACUCGGUGUUGUACUCAAUGGCGAGCCGAUGUGUAUGCUAUUCGAAUACAUGACUCAGGGUGACUUACAUGAAUUUCUGAUAUGUCACUCUCCGAGAACUGAUGUUCCUCUUAACAACAGUAGUGGAAAGAUUUUACAGCAGCCUGAAUUUUUGCACAUCGCACUUCAGAUUGCUUCCGGAAUGGAAUAUUUAGCAAGCCAUCACUACGUACACAGAGAUUUGGCGGCCAGAAAUUGUCUAGUUGGCGAAAAUCUCACAGUGAAAAUUUCUGAUUUCGGUCUUUCUCGCGACAUCUAUAGCAGCGAUUAUUACAGAGUACAAUCAAAAAGUUUGCUUCCUGUCAGGUGGAUGCCACCGGAGUCAAUAUUGUACGGCAAAUUCACAACUGAAUCCGACGUAUGGAGCUUUGGAGUAGUUUUGUGGGAAAUUUAUAGUUACGGCUUACAGCCGUACUAUGGUUACAACAACCAAGAAGUCAUUGACAUGAUUCGCUCACGACAGUUGCUACCCUGCCCGGAAGAUUGUCCAACCAUGAUUUACAGCUUAAUGAUCGAGUGUUGGCACGAGGUUGCAAACCGCAGGCCACAAUUUCCAGAGAUUCACCAUCGUUUGCAUAACUGGUACGUUAACCAGACAUAUCUGACCGACUACUGCAACGACUCGAUAACCAGCUACUCGGGCAGCGGCAGCCACAAGAGUACCAACAAGACUAACUCCACGCAGCUCUCAGCACCAAACAAUUUUAAAAAUGAUUCGCUUAACAGGAAUCAAAUGCCCAAUUUUAAUCAACAACAAACCUUCGCCAAUGGUAUUCCAUAUAAUGUGAAUGAACAGAAAAUGAAUUAUCAGGGGGAGGAGAAACAAUGUUGUUCACCUAAGCUCAGUGGAGCUAAAAAGGUUCUACCGUUGUUAACAAGCCCAAAUAUGAAAGUCAACGGUACAAGACCUAUGCAGAAUGGCGCUCAACUCGUUGUCAGACUACCCGAUCCUAGUAAAGUACUCACUGAGACCAGACUAUCCAAACAGUAAUCUUCUGUGUGGAUCGUGAUUGAGCGAUAGUACGUUAAAUGUUCGAAUAUCAACGCAGUUCUUUAUUAGUAGUUUUAAGAAGCAAAGCAUAACUGUUUUUGAACGAGUCGUUAAGAAAUAGAACAAUUAAGUCUCGAUACGAAAGGUAGAAAGCAUAAAAUUUUCAACUUAAAUGGAUAGAGAGUAUUUCUAAUUUCGUUUGUCUUUCUUUUAUUGAAAAAUGGUAUUUUUUAUUUUUAACUCUUAGAAAUAACUAAUGGAUGAAUGUUACCUUUUAGUUUUCUAGUAUUUAUUUGACUUUGAAAAGAAAUCGAGCUAAAUGUAUUUAUCGACACUAUUCUAAGAGCUUGUAUUUUAUUACUACUUUUAAUAUAAUAUACGCUAUUUCUGAGACAGUUAUUAGAAAACCGUUAUGUAUAUAUUAUUUGUUUUUAUAUACGAUACAGUUUGUGAUUUUUUAGUGCCACAUAAAAGAACGAUAAUUUGAUCGGAGACAUAUUUUAUAUUUUCUUAAUUUAACAGCCCAAUGAACUGUAACGAAAUACGCGAUUUUUUUCUUUUUCUUCAUCAAUUCAUAAUCUUGUAGUAUAUUUGUUGUAGCUAAACAGUUUAGCUUUAUAAUGUACAUCUAUCCGAAUAGUUUCAAAGAAAUUCACACUGCCGAUUAAUCGUGUUCUAAUUUAAUCGUGUCUUAAAUUUUUAAUAAGAUUCGAAGUUACUAUUCUAUACUAAAAUCAUUUAUAAUGGAAAAAAACUGUUAUACCAAAAAAGGAGAAACUUAAGUAUGAAGCAAUGAUCACAUUAUAUCAGAUUCGAUUGAUUUUAAAAAUGAUUUAAUUCGCAAAGCAUUUCCUUCGAUAAAGUAAAAUUUAUAUUUGUAAAAAGUUUCGAAAACUGUUUUGUAUCAAAACAAAAAUUCCUGUUACAAAGCGUUUCAAACCAGGAAAACAAUUGAUAAAACAUUUUUGCAACGUAAUUUUAGUAAAAGUUAGACACGGUUUGUUGUGUAACUGCGGCGUUUCACUAUUGAUCUACGUACACAGGUCAUGUCAAUAAUUAAAUGUUUGAAGCGUGAUGAAUGCAAUAAUAGUUUAUUUAUUAUUCUUUAGACAAGUUCGACCACUAUAGAAUAAUUUUGAAAUACCUUACGCAGCGAAUUGGAUGUUUGAAAAACACGUAUUACCGUUUCAUUUGUUAAAGUUUAGAUUUUUUAAACAUUAAGUACUUUUAAGUGUUCAUUCUUGCUAACGUGAAAUGAUAGCAUGCUUGCUUAAACAUAAUUUUAUGUUUCACACGCUGAAUGUAAAAAAUCGAAAAAAACAAACAAUAAAGCUGAACAAGUAAAUAUGAAAAAAAAAUAAAAGCUCUCAUCGCAUUUCAGAGUACCUUCAUAUGCAAACUCGGAAUGACUAUUUUCUAAGAAAACUAGAAGAAACAUUUUUCAUAUUUGCUUGAUAAAAUAAAAAUCUUAGUAUUAUAAGAUAGUAUGUUAUAUAUAACGAAAGAAUGAACAAUAUAAUAAAUGAAGAGAUUCGUGUAAUUAAAAAAAGCGUGUAUGAUAACUUUUAUAAUUUUUUGAGAUAUAUAUUAUAUAUAAUAUAAAUAUUCUAUGUGUAAACUGUAAAUCCAAAAGAAACGAGUGUGAAAAAAAAUAAUUUGAAGGAACCGUUUGGCUAAACGAAAUUUUUGAAAUUGUCAUAUAUAUAGAAUAUCAAGCGAUUGCCGAAAUGAAAAACGAAAAUUUUUUGUGUAUCGACUCGCAAAUUAAUCUCUAUGACUGAUUUUACUAUAUUUAUAUGAUGACUGUCAUUUUUCAAUAGUCUAUACACUGAAAUUGAAGAAUUUUUCGCAAAAAUCGACAACUAAUCUAAAAUAUUUAAAUAUUUUCGAUACACAUGCAAUCGUUUGAUAAUGUUUUCAAACAUCUGUAUAUGCUAUUACUUUUAAAGACUGAUGCUCUUAAAUAUAUAUACAAUGUUUUGAUUCAUAGUUGUAUAUCAUUUCACAAUAUCAUUUGUAGAGUUUCCUGCGAAACUAAGGGUUAUAGAUUCACACCAUAAUUUGUAUUUAAUAUUUAAAAACUUAUACAACAUUUAUAU